AUGUCCAGCAAACGACCUACACGCCGAUCGACCGGCUCUAGCUACAGACCAACCUAUGCACAGCCCGAGUCCUAUCGCCCACGACAAGACCGAACCCGCCAGAAGAACCGUGUCGAUCAAGAUUUGGGUCACAACAAGCCCCAGGGCGCUUCACCGAGUCUGCCACCUGUUCGGUCUGCGGUCUCGAAAACAAAACACGAGCGAACUACGAACCCUUCAACAAGAAUACACUCUCUGCGCAGGUUGUUGUCGUCGCCCGGAGAGCUGCCUGGCACCGUGCGACAAGAGAAGGAACGUGAAUUAGCUGCUUUGCUCUUCGAUCAGAAACGAGCUCGGGCCGCACAACAUGCAAGAAGAAACCUCCAACGCUAUCACUUUGUCCGCUUCAUGGAGCGCAAGAAGGCAGAAAGAUCACUGAAACAAUUGCUUAGGCGGAGAGACUCUGCAGAAUACAAUGAGCCUGCCAACAAAAGCGAACUGGAAGAGUUGAUACACGUGGCCCAGGUAGACAUCAACUACACCAAGUACGCGCCGCUAGGGGAGAAGUACAUAAGCUUGUAUGUUGACGAGGCAAAGGGCAAAAAGAACAAGCCAAAGAUCAGCAAGUCGGAGAUGGAAGAAUUAGACAGAGAUCAGCAAGAUGAGAAGCGCCAUUUCGUCGACCACAUGAGUAAUAUCGUCCGAUCCGCCAACGGAGCUAAGCCACCGAUGUGGUAUGAAGUCGAGAAGCUGAUGGAAGAAGGGGAGGCCAAGCUGGAAGCUCUACGCGAAGGCAAGCUGACCACCGGCAACCGUCUCCAGAAGGAGCUCGCCUCGCUCGGUGGGAAGGAGGAGGCCGAAAUGCGGAGUGUAACUGGGAAUCAACUGGAAGAGACGAAACCUUCGUGGCUUGACGACGAUGGUAUCAUCGAUCCGGCGGAUCUGGACAGUGACCAGGAUGGUGAAAUGAGCGAUGGUGGCUUUUUCGAGCGCUGA
Fonsecaea erecta is the source of this 975-nucleotide messenger RNA. RefSeq lists its product as hypothetical. NCBI's taxonomy places the organism in Eukaryota, Fungi, Ascomycota, Eurotiomycetes, Chaetothyriales, Herpotrichiellaceae. The transcript has a single exon. Gene Ontology annotation, biological process: maturation of SSU-rRNA from tricistronic rRNA transcript (SSU-rRNA, 5.8S rRNA, LSU-rRNA). Bases 1 to 975 code for a protein of 324 amino acids. Gene Ontology annotation, cellular component: preribosome, small subunit precursor; nucleolus. The record is from RefSeq and is a predicted model, not a curated record.